AGUCCCGGAAUUGAAUUACACAACCAUAUUCUGAGACAGUCACAGGAUUUUUUUUUUUUUUUUAAUUCCUACUUCCUGAAACUGAUGCCAUUUAUGAGAAACAGUGUAUUUCAGAGAGGCUGCACCAGAAUUCACUCUGCUCCAAGUUAGAUUUGCUGGUCUUAAAGUAUUUUUCCUCUUCAAGAUAAAAGAAGUUCUUCUAAAUCAGGAAUGGAUUGAAAUCCAAUGAACUCAAACUUUGGCCAAGGAACGCUGGGCUUAGGGAGCCACUGCUUUUACGAAAAGCCUGCUCUUUGUCCCAGUGAGAGACAUGACCUCAUUCCUCAAAGAUGCUGCAAAUUCUAAUAAAGUCCCAGGUAAGGAGAGGUUGGCCUGGUGGGUUUUUGUUUUUUUUUGUUGUUGUUGUUGUUGUUUUCAAACAGGGUCUAACUCUAUUGCCCUGGAUGGAGUGCAGUGGCACAAUCAUAAUUCAUUGCAACUUCAAACUCUUGGACCCAAGAAAUCCUCCCUCUCAGCAUCCUGAGGAGCUAAGACUACAGAUUGCACAUCCUCGGACUCAACCAACCAUGGAUUGAAAAUAUUUGAAUAAAGAGAUAAGCAGAAAAUGGUGGAUAGGAGGCCGGACUAACUUGCAGCUCCUACUCAGAUGGACAGAACAGCAUGCAGAGACCCACACUGUGAACUUUUACUCCAAGAACCACCACAGGAACAUACCAAGAAAGUCCAGAGAAUCCACAGACCCUUUGAAGGAGGUGGAUUGCCGCUGCAGGCUCUGUGGGACAGCCGAGGAACUGUAAUUGAUCACCCUAGACCCAGGGACACCCAAUUCAUCGUAAUCAUCAUGAAUAAUCAAAAAGCGGUAGCCGCGCUACUGCAAGAGUGCAAGCAAGUGCUGGACCAGCUCUUGUUGGAAGCGCCAGAUGUGUCGGAAGAGGACAAGAGCGAGGACCAGCGCUGCAGAGCUUCACUCCCCGGCGAGUUAAGGACCCUGAUCCAGGAGGCAAAGGAAAUGAAGUGGCCCUUCGUGCCUGAAAAGUGGCAGUACAAACAAGCCGUGGGCCCAGAGGACAAAACAAACCUGAAGGAUGUGAUUGGCGCCAGGUUGCAGCAGUUACUGGCGUCCCUGAGGGCCUCCAUCCUCGCUCGGGACUGUGCGGCUGCGGCAGCUAUUGUGUUCUUGGUGGACCGGUUCCUGUAUGGGCUCGACGUCUCUGGAAAACUUCUGCAGGUCGCCAAAGGUCUCCACAAGUUGCAGCCAACCACGCCAAUUGCCCCGCAGGUGGUUAUUCGCCAAGCCCGAAUCUCCAUGAACUCAGGAAAACUUUUAAAAGCGGAGUAUAUUCUGAGCAGUCUAAUAAGCAACAAUGGAGCAACGGGUACCUGGCUGUACAGAAAUGAAAGUGACAAGGUCCUGGUGCAGUCGGUCUGUAUACAGAUCAGAGGGCAGAUUCUGCAAAAGCUAGGGAUGUGGUACGAAGCAGCAGAGUUAAUAUGGGCCUCCAUCGUAGGAUAUUUGGCACUUCCUCAGCCGGAUAAAAAGGGCCUCUCCACGUCAUUAGGUAUACUGGCAGACAUCUUUGUUUCCAUGAGCAAGAAUGAUUAUGAAAAGUUUAAAAACAAUCCACAAAUUAAUUUGAGCCUGCUGAAGGAGUUUGACCACCAUGUGCUGUCCGCCGCAGAAGCCUGCAAGCUGGCAGCUGCCUUCAGUGCCUACACGCCACUCUUCGUGCUCACAGCUGUGAAUAUCCGUGGCACGUGCUUAUUGUCAUAUAGUAGUUCAAAUGACUGUCCUCCAGAAAUGAAAAACUUUUAUCUGUGUGAAGCCAAAGAGGCCUUUGAGAUUGGCCUUCUCACCAAGAGAGAUGAUGAGCCUGUUACUGGAAAACAGGAGCUUCACAGCUUUGUCAAAGCUGCUUUUGGUCUCACCACAGUGCACAGAAGGCUCCAUGGGGAGACAGGGACAGUCCAUGCAGCAAUUCAGCUCUGUAAGGAAGCGAUGGGGAAGCUGUACAAUUUCAGCACUUCCUCCAGAAGUCAGGACAGAGAAGCCCUGUCUCAAGAAAUUAUGUCUAUGAUUGCCCAGGUGAAGGAACAUUUACAAGUUCAAAGCUUCUCAAAUUUAGAUGACAGAUCUUAUGUUCCAGAGAGUUUCAAGUGCAGGUUGGAUAAACUUAUCUUGCAUGGGCAAGUGGAUUUCCAAAAACUCCUUGACACCCAUUCACAGCACCAUACUUCGGUGUGUGAAGUAUUUGAAAGUGAUUGUGGAAACAACAAAAAUGAACAGAAAGGUGCAAAAACAGGAGUCUGUAUCACUGCUCUAAAAACAGAAACAAAAAACAUAGAUACUGUGAGUACUACUCAAGAAAAGCCACAUUGUCAAAGAGACACAGGAAUAUCUUCCUCUCUAAUGGCUAAGAAUGUUCAGAGGGAACUCAGAAGGGGAGGAAGGAGAAACUGGACCCAUUCUGACGUAUUUCGAGUCUCGUUGGAUCAAGAUGUAGAGACUGAGACUGAGCCAUCGGACUACAGCAAUGGUGGGGGAGCUGUUUCCAACAAGUCUCUGAGUGGCAGCCAGAGCUCCAGUGCUUGGAGCAACUUAUCAGGGUUUAGUUCCUCUGCAAGCUGGGAGGAAGUGAAUUAUCAUGUUGAUGACAGAUCAGCCAGAAAAGAGCCUGGCAAAGAAUAUCUGGUGGACACUCAGUGUUCCACUGCCUUGUCUGAGGAGCUAGAGAAUGACAGGGAAGGCAGAGCUGUGCAUUCGUUGUGUUCAGAGCUUCAGGAUCUCUUUCUUCAGGAACCCAAAGAUGACAAUGCAGAGCCUUCUCAAAAUCAGCCACAUGAACAGUUGCCCUUGACACCCUUCCCUCCUCAUAAUAUCCCAGGUACUUUCUUGGCCCCUGGUGCAGGGCUUCUAGAAGGAGCUCCAGAAGGUAUCCAGGAAGUCAGAAAUAUGGCACCCAGAAAUACUUCUGCUCACUCCAGACCCUCAUAUGGUUCUGCUUCUUGGUCUUCUGAUUCUGGUAGGCCCAAGAAUAUGGGCACACAUCCUUCAGUCCAAGAUGAAGAAGCCUUUGAAAUAAUUGAUGAGUUUCCAGAAACCAACUGUGAUGCGAAAGACAGGCAGGAGAAAGAGCAGGGAGAAGAAAUCGGUAAAAGAGGCACAGGCCCUACAGUUAAAGCUAGUCCCUCCUGGGUUGACCCAGAAGGAGAAACAGCAGAAAGCACGGAAGAUGUACCCUUAGACUUUCACAGGGUCAUGCACAAUUCUCCGGGAAACAUUUCCAUGCUGCCAUAUAGCUCCUUCACCCCUAAUUGGCCUGUUCAAAAUUCUGACUCCAGAAAAAGUGGUGGUUCAGUUGCAGAGCAGGGCAUCGACCCUGAUGCCUCCACGGUGGAUGAGGAGGGGCAACUGCUCGACAGCACGGAUGUCCCCUGUACAAAUGGGCAUGGCUCUCAUAGACUGUGCACUCUGAGAGAGCUGCCUGGUCAGAGGGCUGAGACCCCCAAUUCCUCUGUAAGCAGUAACAUCCUCUUCCCUGUCCUCAGCGAGGACUGCACUACUACCACAGAGGAAGGAAAUGAGCCUGGAAACGUGCCAAAUUGCAGCCAGAACUCCAGUUCAUCCUCAGCGUGGUGGCUGAAAUCACCUGUGUUUUCCAGCGGUUCUUCUGAGGGGGACAGUCCUUGGUCCUAUCUGAAUUCCAGUGGGAGUUCUUGGGUUUCAUUGCUGGGAAAGACAAGGCAAGAGAUCCUUGAGGCUCGCACCUUGCAACCUGAUGACUUUGAAAAGCUCUUGGCAGGAGUGAGGCAUGAUUGGCUGUUUCAGAGACUAGAGAAUACGGGGAUUUUUAAGCCCAGCCAACUCCACCGAGCACAUACUGCUCUUUUGUUAAAAUAUUCAAAAAAAUCUGAAUUGUGGACAGCCCAGGAAACUGCUGUCUAUUUGGGGGACUACUUGACUGUGAAGAAAAAAGGCAGACAAAGAAAUGCUUUUUGGGUUCAUCAUCUUCAUCAAGAAGAAAUUCUGGGGAGGUAUGUUGGGAAAGACUAUAAGGAGCAGAAGGGGCUCUGGCACCACUUCACUGAUGUAGAGCGGCAGAUGACCGCACAGCACUAUGUGACAGAAUUUAACAAGAGACUCUAUGAACAAAACAUUCCCACGCAGAUAUUCUACAUCCCAUCCACAAUAUUACUGAUUUUAGAGGACAAGACAAUAAAGGGAUGUAUCAGUGUGGAACCUUACAUACUGGGAGAAUUCGUAAAAUUGUCAAAUAAUACGAAAGUGGUGAAAACAGAAUACAAAGCCACAGAAUAUGGCUUGGCCUAUGGCCAUUUUUCUUAUGAGUUUUCUAAUCAUAGAGAUGUUGUAGUCGAUUUACAAGGUUGGGUAACCGGUAAUGGAAAAGGACUCAUCUACCUCACAGAUCCCCAGAUUCAUUCUGUUGAUCAGAAAGAUGUCACUACCAAUUUUGGAAAAAGAGGAAUUUUUUACUUCUUUAAUAACCAGCAUGUGGAAUGUAAUGAAAUCUGCCAUCGUCUGUCUUUGACUAGACCUUCAAUGGAGGAACCAUAUAAGUCAUAGGCUGUAUGGAUUGGUAAUGUGACAGACCUUAGUGACGCUCUUAAAUAUCUGGUUCUCUCCUUCCAGGCACAUAGAAUAUGGCACAGUCUGGUCCUUUGGGGCUUGGGCAGGGCCGUGACACAGGUUCUGGCCAAUGAUUUGUGAGAGGAAUUGAUCAGUAUCACUUUAAGUCCUGCAUUUAAUCAGCAGCACGAGAUCCUGCAGAGCCUCUUUCCCUCUGCCACCAUUACCAAGAAUGUGUCAGGAGACCGCUGCUUCUGGGCAUAAGUCCUGCAAGGAAAGCAACAUGGAAAACAGCCCCAACUCACCCAUAAGGGAUGCAAAGCACUGCUGAGAAAGACAUGUGUUGUUUAAGCCAUUGAGAUGUUAGAGCUUUUUGUCACUAUCUAUCAAGACUGAUGCUACUGGGGCUUUUCCUAUUGAUUUGGAAGUUCUUCACAUAUUAAAAAAAUGUGAGCCUUUGUGAUACAAAUUCAAUUUGUUUUUCUGUCUUUUGACAUUUGACUUGCAUAAAAUGUUUAUCUGUGCAUAAUUUU
This is a messenger RNA of Chlorocebus sabaeus (green monkey), 5118 nucleotides long. The record is from RefSeq and is a predicted model, not a curated record. Lineage: Eukaryota; Metazoa; Chordata; Mammalia; Primates; Cercopithecidae.